GAAUAUGACGAAUUUUCUUCACCAUAGUAGGAUGUGAUAAACGGGUGUGUUUACCGUUUCCGCAUUCAUUCACAGGACAGGACACACGGAGCAACAUGGCUGCUAUUGGCAGUAUAGUGGACAAUUUAGCCGGUUUUUGGCGACGGUCGAACACGCGUGCUUAUUUGGCAUGUUUAUUCCUUUUUAUUACACUUUUAGGAUCGGUUUUAAAAGAAACGGAACUUGUGCCUGAGAGCUACUUCAGCAACAGAAGAAACGUUUUAAAUGUAUAUUUUGUGAAGAUUUCUUGGGGAUGGACCCUUGGUUUACUGCUGCCAUUCAUUCUACUCUCCAACACUUACAAGAAACCCUGGACGUUUGUGUUGAAGCGUCUGACGUCACUUCCGGUGGCAACAUUGAUCUGGUACACCUGCACUGAGACUUUCUUCUACAUUGAAGAUAUUACAGGUUCAUGCUAUGAGUCAGAUACCAUGCAGGUCAUCCACGGUAACAUAACCACAAUGGCAGCAUGCAGGAAGGCUGGAUUCAUAUGGGAUGGCGUUGAUAUAUCCGGACACUCUUUUAUCUUGGCUUACUCUGCUCUUGUUAUUGUGGAAGAAAUGAUGGCCGUGUCACACAUACCGAGUUCUGACAGAAAUGUUUUUCUUAACUACCUUUAUAUAGCCCUUAACGUGAUUGUGGCUAUCUGGUUACUGAUGUUCACAUGUACGUCAAUAUAUUUCCAUCAUUUCGGUGACAAGCUUCUGGGAACAUUGUCUGGAAUAAUGGGAUGGUAUAUGACCUAUGUUGUUUGGUACCCAAAGUUUAGUUUUCCAGGUCUUCCUCCAAAGGAAAGUAAGGAGAAAAAACAUCCUUAAUGUUAGAAUUGAAAACACAUCUAAACGUUCUCAUCAGUUUAUUUUUGAGUUACAUCUUCAUAGUUUGUGCUUUAGUCUGUUGUCUCAUGGAAAGUACACUUGGAGCUGCCCAUGUUAGGCAGCUGGUAUUCCCCACAUGACAAUCUGUAAUAUGAGAGAGAUAUUAUGAGGACACAUUCGGUGAUCCUUAUUGUCGCCUUAAGAAGUUUUCUGGAUAUACACAGGGCUGAAAUUGCAAACGUUUUGCCUUAACAUUACACUGCAACCUUAUGUAAUCGAAUCUGCAACCAUCAGCUUAGCUGACUUGACAUUUGAUAGUUGCAAUUUUUCCCUUGUCACCAAUACAUAUUUAUAAUUAUUUAUUAAUUUCAAAAAUAUAUAUGGUGCUCUGGUUUGACAAAACAUUUUAUUUGUGUGUAACACUUUUGUUCAAGAUCUCAAUUUAUGGUAUGAGUUUAUGGUGCAUACUUGUAUUAUGAUUUGAUAAAGUACAUUCAUUGAGAUCUUAUGAUCUGUCUACCUAACCUGUUGUUUGUUCAUAAUGUAUGUGCCAUUCUUAAAGGAACACGGUGACUUUUUGGGACUUUAGCUUAUUCGAUGUAUCCCCCAGAGUUAGAUAAGUCCAUACCUUUUUCAUCUCUGUGUGCAACCACCACUAGCCUAGCUUAGCACAAAGACUGGAAGUAAAUGGCUCCAGCUAGCAUACUGGGAACUAUAUUCUCAGAAGGCGAAGUACUGCUACUUGGGUGGAGGGGUUUGCUCGCAGCCCCUGAGAAGCCCCGUAGUGAGGAGCAAAGAGUUUGCGCUAAUCCCUCUGCCCAAGUAGCAUUGCUUCGCCUUCUGAGAAUAUAGUUCCUAGUAUGUAUACGGUUAAAAGAUGGCUGUGUCAGAUAUGACUUUGUUAUUUGUACAUGCUGUGACUAUACAAAUCACAACAUAUUUAAGAAAAUGUUGGUGUUAUUUUUCACUUAUUGGGAGCAGUAUGCUAGCCAGAGCCAUUUACUUCCAGUCUUUGUGCUAAGCUAGGCUAGCGGUGAUUGUGUCAGACAGAGUUAUGGGACACACGGAGAUGAAAAGGGUAUGUAUGGACUUAUCUAACUCUGGGGGAUACAGUGAAUAAGCUAAAGUCCCAAAAAGUUGGCGUGUUCCUUUAAGGGCGAUUUAUAGUCGCUCGUAGGUUCUACGCCGUAGCCUGUGCGUAGCUCUGCGUAGCCUGACGCGCACCUCACAAAAAAUUUAACAGCGCGUCAGAUCUACGCGGACCGCAAGCGCUGUGAUUGGUCCACCAGAACCCCUCCCGUCAGGUAAAAAAACUGCGUCAUAGGUAUUUCCGUUUGUGACGGUGAAAACAAAGAUGAGCCAAGUUGAGGAGUGAUUUAACUCAAACUGCAUCAAAAGUCGCUGUUUAUUUACUUCCAUCAUUGCUGGUCUUCUCAAAUCAUACACAACAAGUUGCUGUUUCUUCUUCGUUUGUGGGUUAACUUGCUAAGCUUCUUCUUCUUUCACGUUUGUGCUGCUACUGUGGUUACACGCGUGGAUACUGCCUACCAGCGGUCGCGCGUGUGUUUGCACGUCGACGCGGACGACGACGCAAAAGUAUAAAUGAAAACCGACGCGGAACCUACGCCAUCGCUGCUACGCCGUAGGACCUACGCACGACUAUAACGAGCCCUUUAAGUGAUAAAUCUUGAUGUUCUCCAAUCUUCACUACCGUUCAAAGUUUUGAAAUACUUAUUCUUUAUUUAUAUUUUUCCACAGUCUAAAAUAAUAAUCAACUCAUCAAAACUAUGGAAUUACACAGUCAUAACUAUAGGAAGUAUUGUGUGAUUAAAUGCAUCCAAAAUUGCCCAAUCUGUGUUAUAUUUUAGCAUUGUCAAAAUAGUUACCCUUUGCCUAGAAUUUGCAAAACCAUCCUGGCAUUUAAUGUCAAGCAGAUGAUUUUGAAACCUGGAAAUCUUUCACAGACUUGUAUUCGCUGCUUUUUCUUCAUUAUUUAGUCCAGUUGUUGGCUUUGUCUACUAAAGUAAUUUCAAACAUUUAAAGAUACCUUCAGAUUUAAAAAAAAAUGUAAGAUCACGUGAAACAUUUCAGUCAAGUGUUUAAAAACUUUCGAAUGCUAGUGGGGGUGUUGUCAAUGGUAAAAGAUUGAAUUGGUUUAGGUUAGUUUUAGUAUGGAAAACGUUCUCUUUGUCUCCUAGUUUUCCAUACUUUAGGGGACCGGAUUAAUACUGCACUGUUUGAGUGUAUAGUGUAAAACUUGUUGCAUGCUAAAUACUGUGUGUGUGUUAAUAUACAUAUACACGAAUCCACAUUUGAAGUGGAUCAAAAAAGUUAUUGGGUUUGGGUAUUAAGACAACUUUUUAAAAGGUUUUGAUGCACUUCAAAUGUUAACUAGUAUAGUUUGGUUUCUUAAUGGUAUUUAAGUUUAACGAUCCAUGCAAAUUAAAUGUAAAUUCAUUGUAAAAUAGCUAUAAUGCAAAAUGGGAACAUGCUGCCUGUAGACGCACAUCCUUGUUUGUUACAUUGGUCUCUAUUAAGGCAAUAAUUAAUUACAGAAAGGUUCCAAGGGAAGCAAAAGUUAAUAUCUUAUUAAAUUACAGUUGUUGAAUUACAAUUACAGUGUUGUUGUAUGUUACUCAUUUAAACUGAAUGUUGACAGUACACUACUGUAUUUAGCUCCUGUUUGCACACAAACAGAACACUAGAACCUUGAGAAAACCUUAAAUAAAAUACAUUUGUUAAACUGG
This is a messenger RNA of Misgurnus anguillicaudatus (oriental weatherfish), 3604 nucleotides long. It is a transcript of the gene fitm2, whose product is annotated as fat storage inducing transmembrane protein 2. Gene Ontology annotation, cellular component: endoplasmic reticulum membrane. Gene Ontology annotation, biological process: lipid droplet organization; phospholipid biosynthetic process; lipid storage. NCBI's taxonomy places the organism in Eukaryota, Metazoa, Chordata, Actinopteri, Cypriniformes, Cobitidae. The record is from RefSeq and is a predicted model, not a curated record. Gene Ontology annotation, molecular function: coenzyme A diphosphatase activity.